Messenger RNA from Dujonia railenensis, 1623 nucleotides. NCBI's taxonomy places the organism in Eukaryota, Fungi, Ascomycota, Pichiomycetes, Serinales, Debaryomycetaceae. The record is from the annotation of a GenBank genome assembly.
AUGGCCGGCGAUCCCUUUUUAUCGGAUCCUUCGAAGAAAAGAAAGCGUCCUACCAAGCAGACGUCGAGAAAUUCCAAAUCAAACACAAAGCAAAAUGCAUCUAGAUCAAGAAAUGAUCACGAUGAAGAAAUUUCAGGCGCAAGUGACACAGACGAUGAACCAGGCAAUGUCUCCGUAAACGACGAUAAUGACGGCGAGGAUGGACGUGAUAGUGAAGAGCUCUCUUCAGAUGAAGAAUUCGCGGACGAAAAUGCUGCAGACAAGAGAAGAAGACUUGCUAAGCAGUACCUUGAGAACUUAAAGCAAAACGAAUUUGGAGGAGCUGAAGACGAUGACGAAUUCUUUGAUGCUCAAGAUCUCGAUGACGAUAUCCUUUCCAGAAGAUUACAAACCGACGUUGCUGAGCAAAAGGGUUACGUAUAUAAGUUCAUUGGAGAAAAAGUGGGGACCCAACUUGAAGACCUUAAUAUCAAGACUACCAGAAUUGGAUCUAAAAAUUUAACUAGCAUGGCCAUAAGGGCACCAUUUGUAUAUACUGUAUCAAAAGACUGUGAGUUGAUCAAGUGGAAGAUUGACAACAGUAGCAACAAGAUCGAAAGAAUAAAACACACCAAGGGUGGCUCCAAGAAAUUCAUGACAAUUAAGAAUGAGCAACGUUUAAAUCACCAUUGUGAUCACAUACUCUGCGUAGCGGCUUCUCCUGAUGGAAAGUACGUUGUCACUGGAGGUGCAGACGGUAGACUUAUCAUAUGGUCCAGUGAAAAUCUUUCCUGUUUGAAAGUAUUGGAGACUAGAAGUGCUAUCAACCUGAUUGUUUUCCGUAGAGGAACAGACCAAUUGUAUGCCGCGUGCUCAGAUCUCAGAAUAAGAACGUACCUGAUUAACCAAUUUGCACAAUUGGAAGUGUUGUAUGGACACCAGGACAAUGUCACUGAAGUGUCCUGUUUAAGUAGAGAGACUUGUGUGUCAGUUGGCUCUAGAGACAAGACUGCUUUGUUCUGGAAAAUCGCAGAAGAAUCCAGAUUGACUUUCAGAGGAGGAGACUCAACAGAAAAGAGGAGAAAGAGAAGAGAUAACUCAGAGAUUGACACAGAGGGGCCUGAAGAGGCAUUCCACGCAGAAGGAAGCAUAGAAGUAGUAUCGAUGAUCGAUGAAUCACAUUUUGUGACAGGAUCUGAUAACGGGAACUUGGCCUUGUGGUCACUCGCAAAGAAGAAGGCUCUUUUCACCAAGAGACUCUCACACGGGUUGAAGCCAACAUUGACACAAGCACAAGCCAGUGCCGAAGUAAGCCAUGAACUUGCACAGCAACAAGUACCUGAACCAUUACCAUACUGGAUAACAGCAAUCCAUGCUGUGCCAUUCAGCGACAUAUUUGUAACUGGUUCGUACAACGGAUGUCUUAAAGUAUGGAAGUUGGACCAAGAGGGUUUGCGUUCCUUCCAAUUGAUCGGAGAGAUCAACAAUAUCAACGGAUGUGUAGUGAAGAUUGACCAUGUGGAGAUCGAAGACAAAAAGGUGACAAUUUGUGCGUUAACAAGUAAGGAACACAAGUUAGGAAGAUGGUUUGAGAAGAUCGAUGGUGCAAGAAACUCCUUUGUUAGUUUCACUGUCGAUGUUUAG